Molecule: messenger RNA, 1026 nt
Organism: Drosophila serrata
Lineage: Eukaryota; Metazoa; Arthropoda; Insecta; Diptera; Drosophilidae
Source: RefSeq, a predicted model, not a curated record
ACUUCUUAUGCAAAUUUUCUAAAAAUUUCUUGAAACAUAAUUUAGUAGUUCUUUCGUAGUAGUUCUUUCGUAAAUUAGAAUAUAAUUUUUAUAAUAUUUUGUCAGUGUCCUCGAUUUGCUCUCUUCUUAAAAUUUCCUUCAAUAUCUGGCUCUCUGUUUGCGCAUUCAAUAUUGUGCUGAGAACUAUCUCAGUAUUUGAAGCACCUUCGCUGGCAUUGGACACUUGAGGGAUGAAUUCCCGAGACCGCCAAUUCUGGACAGAGUUCCUGCUCCUCUACAGAUCCCUUCCGGCCGUCUGGCAAAUCCAAAGUCCUGACUAUGGCUGCCGGGAGCUGAAGGCCGCCGGAUAUGAGCAGCUGGUCCGGAAGCUGAGUGAGGUGGAGCCGGAAGCCAACAGAACCACAGUGGUUAGGAAGAUCAAUUCGUUUCGAACCAACUUCAGGCGGGAUGUGCGGCGUCGGGAUCAGUGCUCGGCAAUGGGGAAGUCCUUUCAAUCAACUCUAUGGUAUUUUAAUCUCUUGAGUUUCCUCGAGGGUAAGGAUACAGCAGCUAGGAGCCAGAAGACAGUGGAGAGGAGAAGGGAAUAUUCGAAAGAGAAAGACGGGGAUCAGGAAUCUCACUUACCUCAAAAAUGUGACAGUUUUAAGGAAAUCAAAGAGGAGUCACUACUUUCCCAGGCCUCCGCUCAAUCUGUUACCCCGGAAAAUAAUUACGCUUUUUCCACUUUUCCGGAAAUUCCUGAAGAAAAAUCCUCUUCUAUACAACGGUUGAGUGAAACGGAAGCUCUCACCCAAACUUGGGGCUAUCAAUUCGAGGAAUUAUCCCAGUCACAAAGGAUUAUAGUUCGCAAAUUGAUAUCCGAUAUUCUUUAUUAUGGAUGCAUGGAGCAAUUAAAUCCUAGCCAUGUUGACCAAAUAAAUCAGUUAUUAAGGACAAAGGAUAUAGGAAGCGAAAGGAUUUUCUUUAAUGAUAAUACUUGAAAUAUGUGAUAAAUGUGGGAUAUUAUUUUGUCAGAAUUAAUAAAAU